This is a messenger RNA of Linderina pennispora, 1090 nucleotides long. RefSeq names its product adenine nucleotide alpha hydrolases-like protein. NCBI's taxonomy places the organism in Eukaryota, Fungi, Kickxellomycota, Kickxellomycetes, Kickxellales, Kickxellaceae. The record is from RefSeq and is a predicted model, not a curated record. The transcript has 2 exons. Bases 86 to 757 code for a protein of 223 amino acids.
AGAUGCCGCUGCAGCGAUUCUCACUCCUUUUUUUUAUUUUAUCAGUUCUAUCCCCUACACCUCCCCUUGUCUUUGUUCUUCAGCCAUGAGCCGCCAAGGUCUAUCGAUUCCGGGCAAAACCCCCCAGGACGUCAACAUGGAGGACGAGGCCGACGAUCUGUCCAUACUCCUGUCACGCAGCGCGCCAAAGAUCGAGCGCCACAAGACCGUCGUCCCGAUCCACAAGGACGACGUGGCCUUCUCGGACUUUGACCGCGCCAUCAUUAUUGCCAUCGACGAAGGCUCCAACUCAGACAUUGUCGUCGACUGGGCUGCGGACCGUCUGCUGCGCCGGAGAAAAGACCUGGUUGUCUUGGUGAACGUGCAGCCCGAGUCAAAAUCGUGGAAGUCUCAAAAUAUCGGGGGCUCGCUCGCCCGGCCAUUCAACCGCCUGUCCAAGCCUGUCCAGCCCGAGACCAUUACCAUUGACAACGAGGCGAAGGAGCGGUGCCGGGAGAUCCUGUCGCCCUAUGCCGAGAGGCUACAAAAGGACGGCUUUGUCGUCAAGGGCAUCUGCCUCAUUGGCAACCCAAAGGAGGUCCUGGUGGCAAGCUCCAAUAUCAAGAAGCCCACCAUGAUCGUCAUGGGCACCCACGGCCGCGGCUCCGUCAAGAGGUUCCUGAUGGGCAGUGUUGCAGAGUAUGUCCUGCACCACAGCACUAUACCGGUGGUUGUCGUGCCGAAUGGCGCCAAGAGGCCGACUGAGAGCUCUGACUAAGCCAUUCGCUUGUUGUUCUUUUACCUUCUGUUGAAAAGUUUAUCUGCCCUUAGUCCUUUAGACGCGUACCCCUGAUGCCCCCGUCACGGAAUGACUGUCCACGAGGCUGCCGAAAGGGGGAGUGGGAAUACCAAUAUGCGGCCAUGCAUCCAAGCCUCCCCACGCAGUCGCUAGCAGAAUGCGAGUAACUCGACGGGCUUUCGUUUGUUGACACAUUGGUAGUCCAAUUCUUUCCUCAGGCGAGUGGGAUGGAGCAAUUCUAGAUUUUCUGGCCAAAACAACAACCACCAGUGCCUUGGUGUGGCGCUGCACGGGCAGCAUGCUCAGGGCGCA